AAGUUCCUGCCAGGAUCGCAUAGUCUGUCCCAAUUGAAUAUGUUCAUCUAGAAGCACGACACUAGAAAGAAGCUGCAGCAUGAAAGUGUUGGUGGGUCGAAAAUGGAGCCAUUCCAAGUCCCCGGGGCUGCAUACGCCGUUUCGAUCCUUUCCCGGGAUAAUCCCAUCAUGCAGGUGCCUUCUUCUACCCUUUUCUUAAUGUUCCUUUAUCACAAGCUCUCUACGGUUCUUGUUAAGAUAAGAAAGAAGCCAGCGUAUCAACUUUCUAUAUUUCUAUGGCACACUUCCAAUUUCUCCCCAUGCUGCUGCAUAUCUUACUGCUUGCUUGGCAUUAUCAGCUUCACGAGUAUCAAGUUCAACCUUUACAUUAUUUACCUAUGCUUCCAAAAUUCUACGUGCCUUGAAAAGAGGGGCAUUGCCAACGAUGCAUUUUGAUUCGCCUCACUUUCACAUUUCCCAAGUACGCCGUUGAGGCCGUUGGUUCUAUUUAAUCUUGCUCGGUUUUUCUUUUCUAUAUUACAUCACAUUCUACCGGAUUCUAUGUACUAAUACGACCCCGGCUACACAAGUGGCUAAGAUGAUUUAACGACUUGAAGU
Messenger RNA from Daldinia decipiens, 597 nucleotides. RefSeq lists its product as uncharacterized. Bases 103 to 435 code for a protein of 110 amino acids. The record is from RefSeq and is a predicted model, not a curated record. NCBI's taxonomy places the organism in Eukaryota, Fungi, Ascomycota, Sordariomycetes, Xylariales, Hypoxylaceae. The transcript has a single exon.